CGUCCUAAAACCCUAAACCCCGAUCCGCCGUUCUGAAACCCUUUCUUUUAUCUUUCUUCACUCACUCCCCUCUCCCUCUGCUCUCGACCAAACAUCAUGCCGCGACCACCUCUAAGAGGCCGUGGAGGCGGUGGAUUUAGGAGCGGAAGGGACGGUGGCCGAGGCGGCGGUGGAUUUAGGGGCGGAAGAGACGGUGGCCGCGGACGCGGUGGGCGCUUCGGUGGCGGCGGCCGCUUUGGUGGGCGCGACGAUUAUAACCAACCCCCUGAGGAAGUAGUUGAGGUUUCGACAUUUCUUCAUGCUUGCGAGGGUGAAGCGGUGACUAAGCUCACGAAUGAGAAAAUACCCUACUUUAAUGCUAAUAUUUAUCUGCAGAACAAGACUCCCAUUGGCAGAGUGGAGGAAAUCUUUGGCCCCAUCAAUGAAUCCUACUUCUCGGUUAAAAUGAUGGAAGGCAUUAUAGCGACUUCCUAUGCGGCUGGCGACAAGUUCUACAUUGACCCGGCUAAGCUGUUGCCACUGGCACGAUUCCUUCCGCAGCCAAAGUAUGUUUCUUUGUUUUCUAAGGGUUUGAGUUGUAUAUUUCUUGCUUGCUUGCUUGCGUGGGGAUUGAUCUUAGCAGUUCAGAUGCACAUGCCUAUAUGGGGGGUCUCAUGUGAAUAGGCAAUUAGGGUGUUC
Messenger RNA from Rhododendron vialii, 678 nucleotides. RefSeq names its product putative H/ACA ribonucleoprotein complex subunit 1-like protein 1. The coding region runs from base 97 to 663 and encodes 188 amino acids. Gene Ontology annotation, cellular component: box H/ACA snoRNP complex. Gene Ontology annotation, molecular function: box H/ACA snoRNA binding. The record is from RefSeq and is a predicted model, not a curated record. Gene Ontology annotation, biological process: snoRNA guided rRNA pseudouridine synthesis; ribosome biogenesis. The transcript is spliced from 3 exons. Lineage: Eukaryota; Viridiplantae; Streptophyta; Magnoliopsida; Ericales; Ericaceae.